UUCUGUUCCUUCGUUCUUUCUGCGCUCUUUCCUCUCAGCCACCGAGGUCUGACUAUCGCAUCCAGGGCCUGGGAAGGAGCGGGCAGGGGAAGAGGAGAGCUGGACCCCAGCUUUCUAAGCCUGGACAGUGACGAGGGGGCGGAGCGCGGCCGGAAACAUGCACGCGUGCGCAAGGACCGGUCACGCCCCCAAGCGGAGGCCACUUCCAUUGGUCCGAGGCCGGGGGUGUGGCAUGGGAGCCAAUCCGCGGAGGCAGCGCUGCCACGCCCCCGCCCUGGCGUCCUGGGUUCUGCCGGGUCCGGGCUGGCGCGGGUGGGGAGCCCCUGGGAGCGGUCGGGCCCCGCGGGGCCGUCGUUCCUGCCGACGUCCCGCGGACCGGGGCCUGCAUCGUCAUCCCGGCGUCCUUCCCCAGGGAGGUCGGGGCGGCCUCUCCCGGGGGACGGGGAGUUGGGAAGCACCGGAUGGCCUCGGGGCGCCUCUCCCCCCGGGCCCACCAGAGUCCUUGGGAGGAUCAGAAGGGCGCAGCAGAUCACUAACGGUGUCCCACUCGGAAUCUGGAGAAUUCAGAUGGAGCCAGUGACCUUCAAGGAUGUGGCCGUGGACUUCUCCUGGGAGGAGUGGGGGCACCUGGGCCCUGCCCAGAAGAGGCUGUACCGGGAGGUGAUGCUGGAGAACUACAGGAACCUGGUCUGCCUGGGGCUUGCUGCUUCCAGUCCAGAGGUGGUCUGCCAGCUGGAGCGAGGAGAAGGGCCCUGGAUGCCGGAGGGAGACGUCCCAGGAAGCAGCUGUGCAGAUUGGGAAACUACACACAAAAACAAGGAGCCAUUGCCAAAGCUGGGCCUUGCUAUUAAAGAAUCGUUUCAGGAAGAACUAAUAGGGUAUGAUCAAUGUGUCUUCAAGACAGGAGAAGCCUGGACACUUGGUACCAUUUUAGAGAAACAGCAGGACAAUGAGGAGAAGGGUUUCCAUAAAUGGUACCUACUUAAAAAGGGCAAGUAUAAUGAAUGUUGGAAACCCUGUGAUGAUCAUUCUGGCUUUACUGAGUAUUAUCCAUUCCAUGCUGCAAAGAGACCAUAUGAAUGUCAUGAAUGCAGGAAGGCCUUUCGAUGGCGUUCACAGCUUGCUGAACAUCAGCUUAUUCAUACAGGGGAGAAACCUUAUGAAUGUAAUGUAUGUGGGAAGGCCUUCUGCCGAAAUUCACAGCUUACUCAACAUCAGACAGUUCAUACUAGAGAGAAACCUUAUAAAUGCGAUGAAUGUGGGAAGUUGUUCCGCCUUAGCACACAACUUAUUCAACAUCAGAGAAUUCAUACUGGAGAAAAACCUUAUGAGUGUAAUGAAUGUGGCAAGGCUUUCCGUCAAAGCAUACAACUUACUCGACAUAAAAGAAUUCAUACUGGAGAGAGAGCUUAUGAAUGUAAUGACUGUGGAAAGGCCUUUUGCCAAAGAACAGUGCUAACUCAGCAUCAGCGAAUUCAUAGUGGAGAAAAACCCUAUGAAUGUAAUCAGUGUGGGAAGACUUUCUGCCAGAGCUCACAACUUAAUAGACAUGAGAAAAUUCAUACUGGAGAGAAACCUUAUGAAUGCAAUGAAUGUAGAAAAGCCUUCACUCGAAGGGCAGAUCUAAAACAACAUAACAGAAUUCAUACUGGAGAGAAACCUUUUGAAUGUAAUGAAUGUGGGAAGUCCUUCCAUCAGAGAACAGGACUUACUGAACAUCAGAGAAUUCAUACAGGAGAGAAAACUUAUGAAUGCAAUGAAUGUAGAAAAGCCUUCAGUCGCAGGGCAGAUCUUAAACAGCAUAAUAGAAUUCAUACUGGAGAGAAACCUUUUGGUUGUAAUGAAUGUGGAAAGGCCUUCCGUCUGAUCACAGGACUUGCUGAACAUCAACGAAUUCAUACUGGUGAAAAACCUUUUGAAUGUAAUGAAUGUGGGAAGGCUUUCCGCCUAAUCACUGGUCUUGCAGAACAUCAACGAAUUCAUACUGGAGAGAAACCAUAUGAAUGUAAGGAAUGUGGGAAGGCUUUCAGCCAGAGCACACAACUUAAUCGACACCAGAGAAUUCAUACUGAAGAAAAACCAUUUGAAUGCAAUGAAUGUGGGAAGACCUUUCGUCAGAGAGCGCACCUUACACAACAUCAGACAGUUCAUACUGGAGAGAAGCCUUAUGAAUGUAUGGAAUGUGGGAAAGCCUUUAGGCAAAGCAUAGGACUUAUUGGACAUCUGAGAAUUCAUACUGGAGAGAAACCUUAUGAAUGCAAUGAAUGUGGGAGGGCAUUUCGCCUAAUCACAGGACUUACAGAACAUCAGAGAAUUCACACUGGAGAGAAACCAUAUGAAUGCAAUGAAUGUGGGAAGGCCUUCACCAAGCGCACACAACUUAACAGACAUCAUAAAAUUCACACUGGAGAGAAACCUUUUAAGUGCAACAAAUGUGGGAAGGCCUUUGGCCAGAAAGCACACCUUACUCAACACCAGACUGUUCAUACUGGUGAGAAGCCUUAUGAAUGUAAUGAAUGUGGAAAAGGUUUUAGCCAAAGAACAGGACUUAAUGGGCAUCUGAGAAUUCACAUUGGAGAGAAAUUUUAUGCAGUAUAA
Messenger RNA from Dromiciops gliroides (monito del monte), 2598 nucleotides. RefSeq names its product zinc finger protein 883-like. The coding region runs from base 568 to 2598 and encodes 676 amino acids. Gene Ontology annotation, cellular component: nucleus. Gene Ontology annotation, biological process: negative regulation of transcription by RNA polymerase II. NCBI's taxonomy places the organism in Eukaryota, Metazoa, Chordata, Mammalia, Microbiotheria, Microbiotheriidae. The record is from RefSeq and is a predicted model, not a curated record. The transcript is spliced from 5 exons. Gene Ontology annotation, molecular function: DNA-binding transcription repressor activity, RNA polymerase II-specific.